Messenger RNA from Linum tenue, 693 nucleotides. The record is from the annotation of a GenBank genome assembly. Lineage: Eukaryota; Viridiplantae; Streptophyta; Magnoliopsida; Malpighiales; Linaceae.
AUGGACUCGACGGACGAGGAAAAAGACCAGCAACUCGAGCGCGACGAUUCACUCACCGACCUGGCUUCCUCCGCGAGCUCGUCGUUCGCGCUGUCCGCUCUCUGGACCGAAAAUUCCUCCCGCAGCACCAGCGCCAGCUCCUUCGACAUCGCGAGCUCCAGCGAGAUCCCUCUCUCCGAGGUCGAGCUCGCCACGGCGGCGAUGGAGGUCGCGGCGAGGGAGAAGUGCGUCGGACAUAAGAACAACCGAGUGGUGAGCUGGGGAUCCACUUCGGUGAUCGGGAGGCGGUGCGAGAUGGAGGACGCUGUCGCUAUUGUCCCGUGCUUCAUUUCCCGGACCUGCAGCCACAUCGGCGGGUGUGCCGCCCCCGGUUCCAGAACCUCCGGCGAGGUCUCUCCCGUCUAUUUCUUCGGCGUUUACGACAGCCACAACGGUUCUAAGGAAACGGCGAAGAAAACAGUACCGGUGGCCACCGCCGGUGGGUUUGAUGAUGAUCGAUGGCAGAGAAGGUGGCCAGCUACGUUCACCGGUGGGUUCGAGAAGGCUGACGACGAGAUACUAGCUGAAGCGGUUGCUCCGGAGAUCGUCGGCUUUGGUUGUGGUGGUGUCUUGUUGCCAGAUUAUUACUUCCAACUGUGGGGAUUCCUCUGUGUUGCUUUGCCGUGGGACACAAGCUAUCCCUUUGAGCGUUGA